AGAGAGAGAGAGAGAGAGAGGGAGAAAGAAUACUGUUUGGGUUAGAGGAAGAAGAAAGAAAUAAAUUGGAAAAAUUCGUUAAUAUCUGAGUGAGUAAGUGAGUCAAGGAGAGAAACAAUCUGGAGAAACAAAGAAAACAAUCAUUUCAGGGUUCACUUGAUUUUUUCAUUUUUUUUUUCUUGAGUUUUGUGUUUGUAGAGAGAAUAAUAGACCUAGACCACUUGCAUUGAUUGUGAGAAGAAAUUGGUUGAGACUUGAAAGAGAGGAAGCUGGUCAUGAGUAUGUUGGAGGGGACAUGCUUGAGCCAAGGGAAGCUGAUAUACCUGCGCUUUUUCUGGUCUUUGUUGUGUUCCCUCUGGUUACUUACAUCUUGCUCGGUAAAUGGAACGAGGCUGCCAAAAAGAAGGAGAGGAUAGAUCUUCUUGCUCAAUUAGCAGCCGAAGAAGCUCUUCGUGCAGCUGAAGCAAUGGCUACUGCUACUGUUAUUUAUCCUGUUGACAUUUCUCCAAAACCCAAUUUUCAUCCUUGUGCCAGAUGCUUUGGUCCUGCUACCACCAGUUGCUCCAAAUGCAAGUCUGUUAGAUACUGUUCUGGGAAGUGUCAAAUAGUUCACUGGAGGCAUGGUCACAAGCAAGAAUGCCAGAUGUUGGAAAUGGCUUCCUCAAAUUUGUCUUCCAAGCCUACUCCAUAUGAAGGAUCAUUUGAUGAAAACGUUUCACCAAAUGAAAAUCUCAACUCACGGGCCUAUGCAAGUGAUGACAAACAUGCUAUGCACAACAAUGCUCCCUUUUAUCGAUCACAUCUUCCUGCUGCUGCUCCUCUUACUACUGCUUCUAUGUCUAGAAGCAACCAAGACCUCCCGAACGCUGAAGAAACCCUAUUUGGAUUUGUGGCAGAAUCGCUGAAAGAUCGAGCCACCAAUUCAUCUUUGCCGUUCCCAAAUCCAGCAAAGAGUGCUACUUCGAGACACGAGAUAGUGAAUGACGACUCUGGUGCAUCGGCAGAAGAGAUUCCUAGAAGGCAUAGCACCAAUAGUCGUCCCGCCUCUGGCCGUGAACGUACUGGUCCAAGAAGUGGUGCUAUGCGCGAAAGUCAUAAGAUAAGUGGCCAAACUCGAAAUGUACUUGAACCAAGUACUGAUGGUAGUAUCCCCUCUGCAGUUUAUUUAGAUCCAAAUGGGAGAAAUGCAUCUAAUAUUAAGCUGGAUCCUAGUAGAUGUAGUUUUCCCGAGGAGGGACCGUCCUUUAAUAAUGAAAGAGUGGAAUCCUCGACUAAAAAGAUCUCAAGCAAAGGAAACAAAUCUAAAAGUAAAUCACAUUUUAUAGAGCUCCAAACUUCUUCAUCACCAAAACCAGUUCCUGAAGGACCAAGAGAAGGGCAAAAUCCAAGGACGGAUAGAAGGGGAUGCCUAACAAAUGAAUUGAUUAUUAUUUUUUCAGAAAUCUCCCAAGUAAGUGUUUCAACGGCGCUCCCUGCCCAAGGAAGCAAUAGCAUAUGGGAAAUGGGAGGUAUGAAGAUACCUGGUCUAAGAAAAUUAUCGAAAGUGCAUAGGCAGGAACCUGCUGGGAUUACCAUGGAUAGUCAUAAAAAAAUUAAGGUUUUGUUCCCUUAUGAGGAAUUCAUAAAGUGCUUCUGCUGUGAAGUAAUGGACCUUUCUCCUAGAGGCCUUUUAAACUGUGGAAACAGUUGCUAUGCAAAUACUGUGUUGCAAUGUUUGACAUGCACAAAGCCUCUCACCAUCUAUCUGCUCCGCAGACUACAUUCAAGACACUGCCGGAAGAAAAACUGGUGUCUUAUGUGUGAGCUCGAGCAGCACGUGAUGAUGUUGAGAGAAGGUGGAGGCCCUUUGUCUCCUAAUAGAAUCCUCUCGCACAUGCAAAGUAUUGGCUGUCAGAUGGGUAGUGGAAGUCAGGAGGAUGCUCAUGAAUUCUUAAGGCUUUUGGUAACAUCUAUGCAAUCAAUAUGCCUUGAGGGUCUGGGUGUUGAGAAGGAAGUUGAUCCAAGAUUGCAAGAAACAACAUUCAUACAACACAUAUUUGGUGGCCGUCUUCGGUCAAAGGUCAAGUGUCUGAGGUGUCAGCAUGAGUCAGAGCGAUAUGAAAACAUAAUGGAUCUUACACUUGAGAUACUUGGUUGGGUUGAGUCACUGCAAGAUGCACUCACUCAAUUCACGGCAUGUGAGGAUUUGGACGGAGAAAACAUGUACAGAUGUGGAAGGUGUGCCAUGUAUGUGAGAGCCCGAAAGCAAUUGAGUAUACAUGAGGCGCCAAACAUCCUUACGAUCGUUUUGAAAAGGUUUCAGGAGGGAAAAUACGGCAAAAUAAACAAAUGCAUUACUUUCCCAGACUUGUUGGACAUGAUACCAUUCAUGACUGGAACAGGCGAUAGUCCUCCCUUGUACAUGCUAUAUGCGGUCAUUGUGCAUUUGGACACAUUUAAUGCAUCAUUUUCUGGGCAUUAUGUAUCGUAUGUUAAGGAUCUGCAAGGCACAUGGUUCAGGAUAAAUGACACCGAGGUCCAGCCAGUAUCAAUUAGCCAGGUGAUGUCAGAAGGUGCAUACAUGUUAUUCUACACAAGGUCUUACCCACGUCCUCCACGAGGCUCGACUGAAAAACCUGCGACGCUACCCCGUAUUCCAGCCUCGGUAAGGCAGGGUGUAUCGAAAACUCAUAAAUUUUCAAGUAUAGGGCAAACUAGACCCGGCGUUUAUAUGGGUCAUGUAAGUCCGACAUCAACCAGACAGGUCCCACCAAUGAGAGAAAAAUUUUCAGACUCCAGAAGCUUUGACUUUUCAGAUGCGACAUCAACCGACUGGUCUCUUUUCACAAGCUCAGAUGAUUCGUCAUUUACUACUGAGAGUACCCGUGAUUCAUUCAGUACGGCAGAUUAUUCUGACUCUGUAAAUGCUGAUCCCUUUUCGUCGAUAUUCAACACCCACCCACCAGAAUAUUAUUCGCAAAGUAACAUUUCCUACAGAAGGUUCUCCCACAAGCAGCAGCAGUCGAGAUUCCUUUCUGAAGGCAAAGGAUUUGUUUUAGAUUCAUACCUGACAACCCAACCGCUGGUAAGCUUACAGAGCGUAGAGAUUCCUAAACAGAUAAGUGCCUCUUCUAACACCGAAUUACCAUCCUUUUAGUAACUGCAGGAUGUUUGUAAGAUAUGGGAGUAACCAAAAGGGUAGUCUUGUUCAAAAUUGUGAACUCUUAGAUGUUUAGAUAAAUCUUCUUCUAGCUUAGGGAAAUCCCAUUUCAUUUAGGAGUAGCAGUAGUACGUUUUUUAUGAACAUCUGUAGGUAUAGUUCUUUUCAUUCUCUUCUCAUGUUGUAGAAUAGUAAAUUUUAUCAGCUUUUUCUACCUCUAUGAAUCCGGUCAGAAAAGUGUAAAAAUUAAUCCUUUUGUUUUUCUUUAGAAGCAAUCAUUUAUCUAAUGAUCAAUCUUGUUAUUUAUUU
Papaver somniferum (opium poppy) is the source of this 3448-nucleotide messenger RNA. RefSeq names its product ubiquitin carboxyl-terminal hydrolase 15-like. Bases 296 to 3136 code for a protein of 946 amino acids. NCBI's taxonomy places the organism in Eukaryota, Viridiplantae, Streptophyta, Magnoliopsida, Ranunculales, Papaveraceae. The transcript has 14 exons. Gene Ontology annotation, molecular function: cysteine-type endopeptidase activity; cysteine-type deubiquitinase activity. Gene Ontology annotation, cellular component: nucleus; cytosol. Gene Ontology annotation, biological process: protein deubiquitination. The record is from RefSeq and is a predicted model, not a curated record.